Messenger RNA from Knipowitschia caucasica, 354 nucleotides. The record is from the annotation of a GenBank genome assembly. NCBI's taxonomy places the organism in Eukaryota, Metazoa, Chordata, Actinopteri, Gobiiformes, Gobiidae.
AUGGAGUCUGGAGACGGUCGACUCAUCAGUGGAAGAAACUCUCUCAAUGGAGGUCUCCCGUUCUCCGACUGGAACACUCCGUCCCCCUCAGACCUUCCCGUCACUUUGGUCUCGGAGAAGGACAACUCCUGGCUCUACACGCUGGACCCCAUCCUGGUCACCAUCAUCGUCAUGUCGUCGCUGGGCGUGCUGCUAGGAGCCGUGUGCGCGGGGCUUCUUCUGUACUGCACAUGCUCGUACAGCGGCCUCUCCACGCGCUCCUCCACCACCCUCGAAAACUACAAUUUCGAACUCUACGACGGACUCAAGCACAAGGUGAAGCUCAACCAACAACGCUGCUGUACGGAAGCGUGA